CAGAGGAAGCUCAUCUGUCCUUUCUCUUCCAGGCUUACCUGGAGUCCUUCUACAAGUUCUGCAAAGUGCUAGGAGGUACCACAGCAGAUGCCAUGUGCCCCAUCCUGGAGUUCGAAGCUGACCGGAGGGCCUUCAUUAUCACCAUUAACUCGUUUGGUACUGAGCUGUCCAAGGAGGACCGAGCAAAGCUGUUCCCGCACUGUGGCAAGCUCUAUCCCGAGGGCCUGGCUCAGCUGGCCAGAGCAGAUGACUACGAACAAGUCAAAAAUGUUGCUGACUACUACCCUGAGUACAAGCUGCUAUUUGAAGGGGCUGGCAGCAACCCUGGAGACAAGACCCUUGAAGACAGGUUCUUUGAGCAUGAGGUGAAGCUGAACAAGCUGGCUUUCCUCAACCAGUUCCACUUUGGAGUCUUCUACGCCUUUGUGAAGCUGAAGGAGCAGGAGUGCCGCAACAUCGUCUGGAUCGCAGAGUGCAUCGCCCAGCGGCACAGGACCAAGAUUGACAACUACAUUCCCAUCUUCUAACCCUGCUCUGCUCCUGUCCAACCCUCCCACCCCUGGAGUCUGGAGGGACCCCUGCCUAACUCCCCGAGUUAUCCCUUGCCCAGACUCCAGGGCUGUCCUGUCUGUGGAACUGGCUCAGAUCAGGAACCUGUACAGUUGCUAGUUAAAUUAUUCACAAGCUGAAGUUUAAGUUGUGUGUGCCCUGAGGGGUCUGGAGGGACCAGUGGCGCAGGCUGGGCCCUGUGCAGCAGGAGGGACACCUCCUGUUGUGUAUCUACUAGUCCCC
This is a messenger RNA of Antrostomus carolinensis (chuck-will's-widow), 792 nucleotides long. Its product is annotated as V-type proton ATPase subunit d 1. Gene Ontology annotation, molecular function: proton-transporting ATPase activity, rotational mechanism. NCBI's taxonomy places the organism in Eukaryota, Metazoa, Chordata, Aves, Caprimulgiformes, Caprimulgidae. Gene Ontology annotation, cellular component: proton-transporting V-type ATPase, V0 domain. The transcript is spliced from 4 exons. Gene Ontology annotation, biological process: proton transmembrane transport. The record is from RefSeq and is a predicted model, not a curated record. The annotation marks the transcript as partial.